Messenger RNA from Eurytemora carolleeae, 897 nucleotides. Its product is annotated as collagen alpha-2(IV) chain-like. The record is from RefSeq and is a predicted model, not a curated record. The transcript has 3 exons. Lineage: Eukaryota; Metazoa; Arthropoda; Copepoda; Calanoida; Temoridae. Bases 1 to 897 code for a protein of 298 amino acids.
AUGUACACGUUGAGAUACAAACAAUCCUCAGACUGGUUCUUCAAGCCAGGAGCAAUCCGUCUCAAGGGCAAACUGGCUGAAACUGGUUUACCUAGGGGCAAACUGGUUGAAACUUGUUUACCUGGGGGAAAACUGGUUGAAACUGGUUUACCUGGGGGCAAACUGGUUGAAACUGGUUUACCAGGGGGCAAGCUGGUUGAAACUGGUUUACCUGGGGGCAAACUGGUUGAUACUGGUUUACCUGGGGGAAAACUGAAUGAAACUGGUUUACCUGGGGGAAAACUGGUUGAAACUGGUUAUCCUGGGGGAAAACUGAAUGAAACUGGUUUACCUGGGGGAAAACUGGUUGAAACUGGUUUACCUGGGGGCAAACUGGUUGAAACUGGUUUAUACAAGAUUAGGUUUACAUCCAGCUCCGGGUUCAUGUACUUUCCAAGUUCAAACAAGAUUAGAUUUACAUCCUGCUCCGGGUUCAAGUACUUUCCAGGUUUACAUCCAGCUCCGGGUUCAUGUACUUUCCAGGUUAACACAAGAUUAGGUUUUCCCGGUGUUCCUGUUGUUCCUUGUGCUCUUGUUGUUCCUGGUGUUCCUGUUAAUCCCGGUGUUCCUGUUGUUCCUGGUGUUCCUGGUGUUCCCGGUGUUCCUGGUGUUCCUCUUGUUCCUGGUGUUCCUGGUGUUUCCGGUGUUCCUGAUGUUCCUGGUGUUCCUUGUGUUCCCGUUGAUCCUGGUGUUCCUGUUGUUCUUGGUAAUCUGGUUAUUCCUGGUGUUCCUGUUAUUCCCGGUGUUCCUGUUGUUCCUGGUGUUCCUGGUGUUCCCGGUUUUCCUGUUGUUCCUGGUGUUUCUGGCGUUCCUGGUGUUUCUGGCGUUCCCGGUGUUCCUGGUAGGCCCCCCUGUUAG